Molecule: messenger RNA, 1290 nt
Organism: Helianthus annuus (common sunflower)
Lineage: Eukaryota; Viridiplantae; Streptophyta; Magnoliopsida; Asterales; Asteraceae
Product: protein FAR1-RELATED SEQUENCE 2-like
Exons: 4
Coding region: 1-1290 (429 amino acids)
Biological process (GO): regulation of DNA-templated transcription
Source: RefSeq, a predicted model, not a curated record
AUGGACAUGGUAUUCUCAAGCCUUGAUGAUUGUUAUUCAAUGUAUGUUAAGUAUGCCAAGGAGUGUGGGUUUUCAGUCAGGAAAGGGACUACAAAGACAAACUCUAAAGGUGUCUUACAUAUUAAGUAUUACUUGUGUACGAGAUCUGGGUUAUACAAGGACAAGAAGGUUGAUACGUUGGACCCCAAUCAAAAGGAGCGAGUAGUGCGAUCCAACUUUUCAAAAAGGACUGAUUGUGGUGCACUGUUAUGUGUACUUUUUGACGCUGGAUCAUGGAAGGUGUAUAAGUUUGUCGAGGAGCACAAUCAUGAACUUGUUGAACGUCCCGAUAAGAAUUUUCUUCCAACUGAACGACACCUCACUCAGCUCCAGAAGCAUGUUAUAUACAGCAUGUCUAAACUGAAUUUGGGUCCCGUCAAGGCGUUUAAUGUUAUGAAGACUUGUUUUGGCGGUUUUGAAGACGUGGGUGCAAGUAAAGUUGAAUUUAAGAACUAUAAGAGAUACUCUAUGGUGUUUGUACCGUUCACUGGUAUAAACAAUCAUCACUGCAAUGUUACAUUUGGUGCAACAUUAUUGGCGUCGGAAACUGCUGAUACGUAUAUUUGGUUGUUGAGAGUUUUUCUAAAAGUUGUUGGUUCUCAACCAAAAGUUGUUAUCACUGACCAAGAUCCAGCGAUGAAGAAGGCUAUUUUUGUUGUUGGUAUUAGGCUAUGCAAUUCCACCAAUUUUAAAGAACGUAUUUGUGGUGUUGUGUGGACAAAUAUUCUCACACCUGAAGAGUUUGAAUCAGAAUGGGAAGCGGUUAUCGCAAAGUUCAAUUUAGAAGAUAAUGACUGGCUAUCUGAUAUUUUUGCACUUAGGGAAUCUUGGAUCCCUGCAUACUAUAGAAUGGAGCAGAUGUCUGGUCUUAUGCGAACGACAUCCAGGUCGGAGAGUGAGAAUCAUUUUUUUGGUCAAGUGUGCAAUUCGAAAGCUACUCUUGUUGAGUUCAUGACGCAUUACGAGACUGCAAUAGAAGCACAGCGUCACACACAUCGUAAAAAUGAUCAUGAAUCUCGAUACAAAAGACCCCAGUUGAAGAGUAGUUACAAAUUGUUGGAAGGGCAAGCUGUUGACAUAUACACAAAAAGUAUUUUUUGUGACGUUCAAGCUGAGCUUAUUGGAGUUGCGGAUUGCAUCAAUCAACGUUACGAAGAUCAGCCUGAUGGGUUUGUUAAGUUUUACGUAAAUGACUUUCAACAGCCUUAUACAUCCUUAUUUGAGACAAACAUUCUAUGCAUGGCGUUAUAG